Messenger RNA from Solanum pennellii, 1818 nucleotides. RefSeq names its product tubby-like F-box protein 5. The record is from RefSeq and is a predicted model, not a curated record. The transcript has 5 exons. The coding region runs from base 351 to 1571 and encodes 406 amino acids. Gene Ontology annotation, molecular function: protein binding. Lineage: Eukaryota; Viridiplantae; Streptophyta; Magnoliopsida; Solanales; Solanaceae.
GCUUAAAAUUGAAAAAAAUAAAUCAUUUGGUGGAAAGACAACUGGUAAACCAAAUAAAUAAAUAAAAAAUUAAUUGGUGAGAGGAACUUUCGAUACAUAUCGGAAAAGCCAUUUUUUUCCGUUCAAAUUGGUGGUGGCGGCGGAGGAUACAGCGGCGUUGGUGGUGCUACUGGUGGUCACCGGGAAAAAAGUUAAAUGUUUACCCACCAGGGUUUCGCCGGAAAACAUGGACGGAACUAGCCGUGUUUGAUCUGAUCUGAUUGUACCCAUUUUUUGAGCUUUUUCUCAUCAUAUAUCGUCUUUUUUGCUACGUAUUUCUCAGGAAAGGCUAGUUGAUGUGAUCAAUAGAGAUGUCGUUCAAGAGCAUUGUCCGCGAGCUGAAAGAAAUGAAAGAUGGGAUAGGGAGUAUAUCAAGGAGAGGGGAAGUGGAGGGAAGGCAUUGGCGAAACAGAACCCGAACACAUAUAGCGCCUGAUGUGGUUCCUUUUGAUCCCAAUCAACAAGGCCAAUGGGCAAAUAUACCACCAGAACUGCUUUUAGAUAUUGUCCGCAGGGUUGAAGAGAGUGAGACAUCAUUUCCUGCUCGGACAGCGGUAGUCUUUUGUGCAUCUGUUUGUAAGUCAUGGAGGGAAGUUACAAAAGAGAUUGUCAAGACUCCUGAAGAAUGUGGUAGGCUUACAUUUCCCAUUUCACUAAAGCAGCCGGGUCCCCGUGAAUCCCCAAUUCAUUGCUUUAUCAAACGUGACAGAGCUAAUUCAGUUUAUCGCCUCUACUUUGGUUUGACUCCAUCCGAGGAUGAGAGCGAUAAACUGUUGCUGGCUGCCAAAAGGAUCAGAAGGGCAACUAGCACAGACUUCGUAAUUUCCUUGGUUUCUGAUGAUUUUUCUCGAGCUAGCAGUACGUAUGUUGGAAAAUUGAGAUCUAACUUCCUUGGAACCAAAUUCACCAUAUAUGAUAACCAACUUCCAAGUGAUGCAGCUAUUCAACAUCGUGGUAGACUUAGUCGACGAUUCAGUACGAAGCAAGUAUCUCCGACAGUAUCUGCAUGCAACUACAGUAUAGCCACCGUUUCCUAUGAACUCAAUGUUCUCCGUACACGGGGACCUAGGAGAAUGCAUUGCGCUAUGCAUUCCAUCCCUUUCUCCUCUAUCCAAGAGGGAGGCAGUGCUCCAACACCUACAUCAUUCCCACAACAUUUUGACGAGAAGUCAUCUCCCGCGUUAGUCUCAAAAGCAAAGGAGCCAUCUGUAAAUAGCAGCUCGACAGUGUCAGUCCCUUCUCGAGCGCCACUUGUGCUAAAAAACAAAGCCCCUCGAUGGCAUGAACAAUUGCAGUGCUGGUGCCUAAACUUUAAAGGCCGAGUCACAGUGGCGUCCGUGAAAAACUUUCAACUAGUUGCAGCAGUUGAUCCAUCUCACAAUAUACCAGCUGCAGUACAAGAAACAACAAUUUUGCAAUUUGGAAAAAUUGGAAAAGAUAUCUUCACCAUGGAUUACUGCUACCCCCUCUCCGCAUUCCAAGCUUUUGCAAUCUGCUUGAGCAGCUUCGACACGAAACCAGCCUGUGAAUGAUUUUCGUGCUGAGAUUGUAACUCAUGAUAUUUUACAUUUCGUAUCGGGUUGCUGCAUGAUGUUAUGGAAUUGAUGUGUAUUCUCUCUGAAAAGUUCUAAAUGCAAGGCCAGAUUUAUUGAUGAGAAUAUCAUUAUGUGCAAGUAUGUAAAACUAACAGUAGCUUCUAAGAUAGAAGCAUCAUCUGUUGUGUAAGUUCUAUGAUUUAAUACUUUUCCUGGAAGGUAAAGGAUCCAUUUGCCUACAAAA